GUAAUCUUUCGGAACUGAUCGGGUAGUGACGCUAUCGUUGCACUCGAAGAAGUAGCUUGCCUGCGAAACUGUUGUGCAGCUAACAUUAACGAUGUUUGUGGCACGCAGCAUUGCAGCAGAUCAUAAAGAUCUCAUCCAUGAUGUUUCCUACGAUUUCCACGGACUAAGAAUGGCGACUUGUUCCAGUGACCAAAGUGUUAAGGUUUGGGACAAGAGUGAAAAUGGAGAGUGGCACUGCACAGCCAGCUGGAAGACACACAGUGGAUCGGUGUGGAGAGUGACUUGGGCUCAUCCAGAGUUUGGACAAGUUCUGGCUUCGUGCUCUUUUGACAGGACGGCGGCUGUGUGGGAGGAGAUUGUUGGCGAGUCAAACGACAAGCAGAGAGGACUAAGCCACUGGAUCAAAAGAACCACUCUUGUGGACAGUAGAACAUCAGUGACGGAUGUGAAGUUUGCUCCUAAACACAUGGGCCUGAUGUUGACCACGUGUUCUGCAGACGGUGUGGUGAGGAUCUAUGAGGCCCCUGAUGUCAUGAACCUCAGUCAGUGGUCCCUACAACAUGAAAUCUCUUGCAAGCUCAGCUGCAGCUGUAUUUCUUGGAACCCCUCCAGCUCGCGUGCCCACCAGCCAAUGUUUGCAGUGGGCAGCGACGACAGUACGACGUAUGGCGGCAAAGUCCAUAUCUACGAGUACAACGAAAACACAAGGAAAUACGCUAAAGCCGAGACUCUGAUGACCAUCACAGACGCAGUGCAUGACAUCGCCUUUGCUCCGAACCUGGGGAGAUCCUUCCAUGUCCUCGCCAUCGCCACCAAAGAUGUUCGAAUCUUUAAGAUGCUCCCUGUCAGGAAGGAGAGCAGCGCCACAGGACCCACCAAGUUUGACGUGCAGAUUGUUGCUCACUUUGACAACCACAACUCACAGGUGUGGCGUGUCAGCUGGAACAUCACAGGAACCCUGCUGGCGUCUUCUGGGGAUGACGGCUGCGUGCGCCUCUGGAAAGCUAACUACAUGGACAACUGGAAGUGCACGGGCAUCCUGAAGGGAGAUGGCAGCCCCCUGACGGGUUCAUCUGGUCAGCCGACAGCCAUGAGAACUGUGGUCGGUUCUUCCGCUCAGAACGCUGUGAACGGAAUGCCUGCAGGAAGGUAGGUGGCGUUGCCAGCCUGACACCGCUCGCCACAAACUGGGCCAACUGACUACCUGCCAUAGCACACCUUGACUGGCGCCAUGACCAACUAGUCUCAUGUAAACAUACAUUUAAUGACACCCAAACUGUACUAGUUCCAUCACUUCAACAUGCAUUUCAUAUACGACAUGACAUUUCUGUCUCCAUGUUUACAACUCAUCUGUUCUCUGUAUCACAUGUGGAGAAGCAAUGGCAUUCAUUAAAUAACACCUCUUGAUUUUGA
Nerophis lumbriciformis (worm pipefish) is the source of this 1413-nucleotide messenger RNA. It is a transcript of the gene seh1l, whose product is annotated as SEH1-like (S. cerevisiae). The record is from RefSeq and is a predicted model, not a curated record. NCBI's taxonomy places the organism in Eukaryota, Metazoa, Chordata, Actinopteri, Syngnathiformes, Syngnathidae. Gene Ontology annotation, cellular component: nuclear pore outer ring; Seh1-associated complex. Gene Ontology annotation, biological process: positive regulation of TORC1 signaling; cellular response to amino acid starvation. Gene Ontology annotation, molecular function: protein binding; structural molecule activity.